Molecule: messenger RNA, 1698 nt
Organism: Paramecium sonneborni
Lineage: Eukaryota; Ciliophora; Oligohymenophorea; Peniculida; Parameciidae
Source: the annotation of a GenBank genome assembly
AUGGCAUCUGCAUUUCCUAAAUUGCCAGGAUUUGUACCCACUUAAGAGAUAGAUGUAAGAUAGUUAAUUAAUUAUUAGAAACCUAAUUUUAGAAAAGUGUCUUCAAAUAAAUAAGAAAAAAAUAGAGAAGUGAAUCAUCUUCCAAACAAGGAAUAUGUAGUACCCCGUAAAUAACCAAUUCAAAUACCUCCUUAAUCAGGAAUGUUUAAUCCUGAUUAUAUGAGUACAACUCAUGCUAUGCAUUUACCUAAAGUAUUAAAAACUGUUACACUCUUAGAAUGUUACUAAUGAUUCUGAAGAAUUGUAUUAACCAUCUUGGGUUAAGAUGGAUAGACAUGUCUUAAGAUUCAGUGGUUAUUUUAAAGAAGCUGUUGUAGAAUCAGCACUUGAAAAUUAUAGAAUUCGCAAAAUAACAAUCUGUUAUUAUCUUGAAGAUCAUUCAUUAAGUAUAACAGAACCAAAAUAAGAAAAUAGUGGGGUACCUUAAGGAGCAUUCUUAAAAAGAUAGAAAGUAUACAAAUGCAAUAAUCUACAUAGGUUUUACGUGCUGAUGAUUCUAAAACCUUUAUUCUACCUGAAGAUUUUAAAAUUAAUUAAGACAUUAUAAUAUAUGGUAAAACUAUUCGACUCUAUGAUUGUGAUUAAUACACAAGAGAAUUUUAUGAAGUACAUCUAUCAUUUCAUACAUUUCUUAGUUAUAAGGAAUUCCUUAACAAUCUUCUUUUGUACCAUAACCUGAUUUCUUUGAAACUAAAACUAUGACUAAAUUCAUUCCUUAAAAAGAUACUGUUAUGAAAGAUUAUUUAGAACAUAAAUUAGGAGGUGGUAGAGUUACAUCCUAAAAAUAAUUCUUAGAAAAUGAUAGAAAGGUUCUUAAAUUCUAUGUUUUCUCUGAUAUCGAAUACAUUCUACAUUACUAUCUUGCUGAUGAUACUAUUGAAAUCAAAGAAAUUAAUUCUGCUAAUUCAGGAAGAGUUCCAUUCCCAAUGAUGUUGAGAAGAUAGAAAUUACCAAGGAAAUUCUCACUCAAUCAACCUGGAUAAACUUAUGCUGAAGAUUUUAUAAGACCAUAAGAUAUUUAAUUUGGAUAACCAUUAAUCAUUUAUAAUCGUAAAUUUCUCAUCAAUGGAUGUGAUCAAUUUACAAGAUAAUACUAUUUUGAUAAAUUUAAUGUAGACUUCCCUUUAGGAGGAUAAGAAGAAUAUAUCUAAUAAGAAAGAUCAAGUAUUUAUUCUUAUUAUAUUAUAUAGAUAUUAUUAUACCUCCACAUAAUGGAAUUGGUGAUGAAUAGGAUUCCCUUGGAUAUAUAUAUAGACUAUAACCUAAACCACCAAAGAAAGAUUUCUUUAAAUGGGUUGAUAAUCAAGUUAAUCUCAGAUUUCUUGCUAUGUUUAAUACAAAUAAACCUGAAGAUAAAGAUAGAGUAUUUGUUAUCACUUUCUUUUUGAAUGAUGAUAGUCUUUUAGUCUAUGAACCUACUGUUCGUAAUUCUGGUAUUUUGUAUUUUUUUUAAUUUUAGGAAUACCUGAUGGAAAAUUUUUAGAAAAAAGAAAGUACAAAAAUAUUAACAAUAACAACGAGUUUUUCACUCCAAAAGAUUUAUUAGUUGGAAAUGAAGUUGUUAUAAAUGGUUGGAAAUUUAAUUUACUUGAUUGUGAUGACUUUACAAAGAAAUGGUAUGCUUAAAACUUCAUAUGA